Messenger RNA from Salvia splendens (bonfire salvia), 801 nucleotides. RefSeq lists its product as uncharacterized. The transcript is spliced from 2 exons. Gene Ontology annotation, molecular function: catalytic activity. Gene Ontology annotation, biological process: regulation of flower development. Bases 1 to 801 code for a protein of 266 amino acids. The record is from RefSeq and is a predicted model, not a curated record. Lineage: Eukaryota; Viridiplantae; Streptophyta; Magnoliopsida; Lamiales; Lamiaceae.
AUGUCUUCUCAUUUCAUGAUUUGGAAUGCCCAGGGGAUUGCGAACACUACUACCCAGGGCACUUUCAAGAAUAUGAUCGAUAUGUACAGUAUUUUGUUUGCCGCGGUGCUUGAGCCCCAGACGGAUCCCCAGCCUUCUUUCUUCAAUAGGCGUUUUGGGUUGCAGUUUAGGUGUUCGAACACGAACGGUAAGAUUUGGAUUUUUUCUCACAGGGACUGGCAGGUCGAGGUCAUUGAUGACUCUGAGCAGGUCCUUCACGUCCGAGUUUCUGCUGCGAUAUUCCCUUUUUCAAUCUAUCUCUCCGUGGUGUACGCUAAGUGCUCAAGGGAGGGGAGAUACGAUCUGUGGAAUAAGCUCAGGGACAUCUCUCUAGCCACUGACGGGGCCCCCUGGCUUGUUGGUGGUGACUUCAACAUCUUCUUGUUGGAGGAAGAGAGACAGGGCAGCACGACAGACAGGCACGGAGAGAUGAUGGACUUUGCAGACGCCGUUGCAGACUGCCAGCUACUGGACCCAGGUUUCGAUGGCCCGCCGUUCACUUGGACGAGGAGUGGGCUCUGGGAGAGAUUGGACAGAGUCUUUCUUGGGGAGCACUGGACGACCGUUCACUUGGACGAGGAGUGGGCACCUAUCCCCUUUGGGUGGGAGAGGUACUAUGAUGAUCCGGAGAUGCUGCAGUUCCACAAGAGAUCUACGGUGCACCUCAUCUCCCUCCCCCGAGACUUCAACAAGUUCAAAUCCAUUCACAUGUACGACAUCGUUGUCAAGAAUCGAAACGAGUUCGAAGUUAGAGACACGUGA